This is a messenger RNA of Brassica rapa (field mustard), 1258 nucleotides long. RefSeq names its product secretory carrier-associated membrane protein 3. Lineage: Eukaryota; Viridiplantae; Streptophyta; Magnoliopsida; Brassicales; Brassicaceae. Gene Ontology annotation, cellular component: recycling endosome membrane; trans-Golgi network membrane. Gene Ontology annotation, biological process: protein transport. The record is from RefSeq and is a predicted model, not a curated record.
AAAGCAACUAGAAACUUAAGACUUAAAAACGAAUUAAUUCAGGAAACAAAUAUUUUAUUUCAAUACACGCUUUAUCGUAAUAUAAAAAUGCUCGUCUUCAACGUUUGCCUAAUUCUCGGUCCGUGCUAAGAUCUUACAUCGACUUCAAGUCUUCUUUUUCUUCCUCUGAAUCUUCUGAAGCUCUAAUCUUCUUUAAGCCAUGGCUAAUCGCUAUGAUCCGAAUCCUUUCGCUGAGGAAGAAGAAGUCAAUCCCUUCGCUAACCCAGGGAGUAUCCCACCGGCAUCGAACUCAAGACUCUCGCCUUUGCCUCCAGAGCCUGUUGGUUUCGGUUAUGGUCGGACCGUAGACAUUCCUCUUGACAAUGACAGAUCCGCUACACAGAAUUUGAAGAAGAAAGAAAAAGAACUUCAAGCCAAAGAAGCUGAGCUUAAACGACGAGAGCAGGACGUCAAAAGGAGAGAAGAUGCUGCUGCACGAGCUGGAGUUAAUAUUGAAGUUAAAAACUGGCCGCCUUUCUUCCCACUUAUCCACCAUGACAUUGCCAACGAGAUCCCAGUUCAUCUCCAAAGGCUACAGUAUGUUACCUUUGCUACUUAUUUGGGAUUGGUUCUUUGUCUGUUCUGGAACAUUAUUGCCGUUACUACAGCUUGGAUCAAAGGAGAAGGAGUGACGAUAUGGCUUCUUGCCGUUAUUUACUUCAUAGCCGGUGUCCCAGGAGGCUAUGUGUUAUGGUAUCGUCCCCUCUACCGUGCCUUCAGAACUGAUAGUGCUUUGAGCUUUGGAUGGUUUUUCCUGUUCUAUAUGCUUCACAUUCUUUUCACUGUCUUUGCUGCGGUUGCUCCACCUGUUGUCUUCAAAGGAAAAUCUCUUGCUGGUAUCUUACCUGCAAUAGAUGUCAUAAGUGGUAACACAUUGGUUGGGAUAUUCUACUUCAUUGGUUUUGGGUUUUUCUGCCUUGAAUCAGUGGUCAGCAUCUGGGUUAUUCAGCAAGUGUAUAUGUACUUCCGAGGCAGCGGGAAACAAGAUGAGCUGAGACGAGAAGCGGCCAGAGGAGCCCUGAGAGCUGCCGUGUGAGAGAGCUUACUGUAACACUUGGUUUGUAUGUAAGUUUCACUGUUUCUUUCGUUUUUAGAUUCUGUCUUCACGUCUCUCUGCUUUGUAAGCAAAAAAAAAAAUGAUUUGAUUUUUCUUGAUACCUUUAUGUAAUGUAAAUUUGUUUGUUCAAAAGUUUAGAGUUCAGAUUCAUAACAUUUUUUG